AUAGUAAAACUUACUUGAUGUAAGCUUUCUUCAUCUUCAUUAGUUGUCUCAGUGGAGGGACAUAUGCUUUCCUGUAAACUUUCACUAGAGUAUAGGAGGCAAACCAAUGUUGCAGUUAACGUGCCGUUAUUGCAAGGUGUUAUAGUGUAGUAGUAUGUGGAUUUAAUGUUGUUGGAUCUUCCUACCUUUUUAUUGGUUGGAUUGUAGCGCCACCAUCUAAUUCGCCGCAAGUAAUUUCUGAAUCCCGUGUGAUUGAUCGUCCCGCGGUGUCCUGCCGGUGUCCUUGGGCAAUCCAAAGCAGCUUCUCCAUCAACUGCAAUUUCUCUGAAGCAGAGCGGUUCGCAAUGGCAGCCAGAAGAGUUGUGGUGUUCCCAUCCUCAGCCGAGCUCGGCCCAGUGCUGGCUGAGCUCGUGUCAUCUCGGGCAGGGAAGGCCAUUGCGUCGCGUGGUCGCUUCACCCUGGGUCUCUCAGGUGGCAGCCUGGUGUCCAUGCUGAGCAAGGAGCUGCCCGCUCUGCCCAACCUGGACUGCAGCAAGUGGGUGGUCGGGUUUUGUGAUGAGCGGCUGGUCCCUUCCAAUGACCCAGAGAGCACCUAUGGGCUUUACAAGAAUCAACUGUUCACCAAGAUCAACAUCCCAGAGACUGCGAUCCUGUCCAUCGACUCUUCGCUGCCAGUGAAUGAGUGUGCGGAGGAUUAUGCUCGUAAACUGAAGGAGCAGGUGUUCCCCGGAAACGACAAGCCCGUGUUUGACAUGCUGCUGCUGGGAAUGGGCCCAGACGGCCACACCUGCUCCCUCUUCCCAGGCCAUCCUCUUCUGGAGGAAACUGCGAGGAUCGUGGCCCCCAUCAGCGACUCCCCCAAGCCCCCCCCACAACGCGUCACCAUGACCCUUCCCGUGGUGAACUCGGCGCGCUGUGUGGUGUUCGUGUCGACGGGUGGCAGCAAGGCGCCCGUGUUGAAGGAAGUGCUGGAGGGGCGGGAAGGCCCAGCGUUCCCCGCAGCCCGGGUUUUGCCAACUGAAGGAGAGCUCUUCUGGCUCAUCGAUGGCCCGGCUGCUGCUGACCUGACGAUCACCGUAGAGAAGCCUGGAUCAGGCGCACGGCUUUAGGGUUUGCUCCUUUGCUACCUGGAGGACUGAGACAGAAUGUACAUUUUGUUAAAUAUGCAAGUUGUAACAAACAAAGGGUCAAAGUCCGUCUCUAGGAGAGAAUGUGUGUGUGUGUGUGUGUGUGUGUGUGUGUGUGUGUGUGUGUGUGUGUGUGUGUGUGUGUGUGUGUGUGUGUGUGUGUGUGUGUGUGUGUGUGUGUGUGUGUGUGUGUGUGAUCUAAUCAUUUGGUCGAAAGCUGGUCUGAACUGAAAAAAAUCAUUAAAAGUUUUGAAGAACGUG
This is a messenger RNA of Gadus morhua (Atlantic cod), 1388 nucleotides long. RefSeq names its product 6-phosphogluconolactonase (gene pgls). Gene Ontology annotation, molecular function: 6-phosphogluconolactonase activity. The coding region runs from base 345 to 1109 and encodes 254 amino acids. The record is from RefSeq and is a predicted model, not a curated record. Lineage: Eukaryota; Metazoa; Chordata; Actinopteri; Gadiformes; Gadidae. The transcript is spliced from 6 exons. Gene Ontology annotation, biological process: carbohydrate metabolic process; pentose-phosphate shunt.